Molecule: messenger RNA, 1745 nt
Organism: Artibeus jamaicensis (Jamaican fruit-eating bat)
Lineage: Eukaryota; Metazoa; Chordata; Mammalia; Chiroptera; Phyllostomidae
Gene: MCUB
Product: mitochondrial calcium uniporter dominant negative subunit beta
Exons: 8
Coding region: 192-1199 (335 amino acids)
Biological process (GO): mitochondrial calcium ion homeostasis; calcium import into the mitochondrion
Cellular component (GO): mitochondrial inner membrane; uniplex complex
Molecular function (GO): calcium channel inhibitor activity
Source: RefSeq, a predicted model, not a curated record
GUCUCGCGCUGGGGUGUGCGCACAGACGAGAAGUGGAAGAGCGGCACACCCUCCUCCAGCCCGCCCAGGCAGCUUCGGGCGGGGAGCUGGGAGGCGGGAGACGCGGAACGAGGCGGGGCGCCCUCGGCGAGCUCGUGCAGCCCCCAAGUCGAAAAGGCCCGCAGAUCUGGAGGGAGCCCCGCGAGGUCAGGAUGAUGCUCCUAAGGUGCUCCCGGUCCUGGCACCCGCGGCGGCCGCAGACUCUCAACACCUCGGGCCGCUCGGGGCCGCAGCCGCUGACGUCCCAGGUUUUGUGUGUGAAGCUGUGUGGAAAUCUGAAAUACCAUCAGUCACAUCUUUACAGUACAGUGGUGCCACCAGAUGAAAUAACAGUUGAUUACAGACACGGCCUUCCCUUGAUAACACUCACUUUGCCAUCCAGAAAAGAACGUUGUCAAUUUGUGGUCAAACCAAUGUUAACCACAGUUGGUUCAUUUCUUCAGGACAUACAAAAUGAAGAUAAAGGUGUCAAAAGUGCAGCCAUCUUCACAGCAGAUGGCAGUAAGAUUGCAGCUUCAACGUUGAUGGAAAUUUUGCUAAUGAAUGACUUUAAACUUGUCAUUAAUACAGUAACAUAUGAUGUACAGUGCCCCAAGAAAGAAAAACUGAGUAGUGAGCACACUGCUGAAGUGGAAAACAUGAAAUCCUUGGUUCACAGACUGUUUACAGCCUUGCAUUUAGAAGAGAUUCAUAAAAAGAGAGAGCACUGUUUACUCCAGCAAAUUGACCACCUUAAGGGACAGCUGCAGCCCCUCGAACAGAUGAAAGCUAGAAUUGAAGCUCGCUCAGAAGCCAAAACCAGAAGACUCCUGUGGGCUGGAUUAGCGCUGCUCUCCGUCCAGGGCGGGGCUUUGGCCUGGCUCACCUGGUGGGUGUACUCCUGGGAUAUCAUGGAACCAGUCACAUACUUCAUCACAUUUGCAAAUUCCAUGGUCUUUUUUGCAUACUUUUUAGUCACUCGACAGGAUUAUACUUACUCAGCUAUUAAGACUAGGCAAUUUCUUCACUUCUUUCACAAGAAAUCAAAGCAACAGCAUUUUGAUGUGGUACAGUACAACAAGUUAAAAGAAGAUCUUGCUAAGGCUAAAGAAUCCCUGAACCAGCUGCGUCGCUCUCUAUAUUUGCCAACACAAGUAGAGGAACUCAAUGAAAAGAAUUAAUCUUACAUUUUUAAAUGUCAGUGAAUUUUUCCAUUAUGUGUUGAUGAUCCAGCUUAGAAACUGGAAUUUUUUGAGUCUCAUAGUUCAUUUGAAGUUGACCGUUUCAGUAUCUUUUGUUAAUAAAAAAAAAAUGCUUGCCAAAUGCAUAUUCUUGGGAGUUCUCAUUUGAGAUGUUUGGUUUGUGGAUUUUCACUACUUCUUGAGGUUUAAUGCUGGAAGGAGCUUCAUUGCAUCCGAGAAACCAAAGCAGCCGCCGGUGCAGUUUGGCGCCCGGGCUAAGAGUCCUGUCAGUCUGUCCGGCGUUCAUUGCCUGCGAGGAGGGGAAAUGGUCCGUGUGCUUGGCGUUCCUCAUUCCUAGCCUUCAUUUCAAAUCAUCUUGUCAUUAAUUUCUUUUUAAAAAUUUGUUUUUAUUUUAGUUACAGUAUAGUAUUACACUAGUUUCAGGUGUACAGUGUAAUAGUUCAGUGUUUAUAUACCUUCUGAAGUGUCACAGUAAGUCUAAUAACCAUCUGUCACUGUACAUUCAGUGUUUAAAUACAUAGUAGU